Molecule: messenger RNA, 1044 nt
Organism: Humulus lupulus (European hop)
Lineage: Eukaryota; Viridiplantae; Streptophyta; Magnoliopsida; Rosales; Cannabaceae
Exons: 6
Coding region: 78-734 (218 amino acids)
Source: RefSeq, a predicted model, not a curated record
AAUAAUAAAUGUAAUUCCCCCAAAUACGUCUCUACUCUUUCACAACCCAAACUCUUAACUAUUGCUUAACAUUGGCUAUGGCCAUGGCUUUCUCGACCUUUCUAUGUGCUUCUCUUUUGCUCUUUCUUCUCCUCCAACCGGCAGCUCCUUCUUCCGUUGGGGAGCUUUUAUCUCCUCUUCUCUCCCCUGUCUUCGAUAAUAUCUGCAAAGAAGUGCAAUGCGGUAAAGGAACUUGUAAGGCUUCAAGUGACACUGCUUUCUUCUUUGAAUGUGUUUGUCAACCUGGGUGGAAGCAGACUACUUCUGGCCAAACUGAUCACCUCAAAUUUCUCCCUUGUGUGAUUCCCGAUUGUACCAUGGACUACUCCUGCACUAAAGCUCCUUCAGUUCAAGACAAAGAAACCAAACCAAAUGAUACAGUUUUUGAUCCAUGCCGCUGGAGCGAAUGUAGAGCUGGUUCGUGCAACGUAACUUCAGGUUUCACUUACGAUUGCAAUUGUCCAGCCGGUUAUUCCAAUCUUUUGAACAUCUCUAGUUUCCCCUGCUUCAAAUCAUGUGAAAUUGGAAUGGACUGCACAAACCUCGGGUUAUUGCCAUCAAGCAAUUCUUCUUCUUCGACGCCAUCAAUGGCUGACAACAGCAAGAAUCUAGCUAGCUCAAUCGCUCAAGGACAUUCCCUUUGGUUGAUAAUCACAAUGGUGUUCGUUUUGAUGAAUAUAUCGAAUCACAACUAGUAAUGCACUGUGGAUUCUGGAGCCUAUUCUGCAUAGCUUUUGUACAAAUUUCUUAUAGGUGCAUGCUUUUCAUUAUCCACUCCACACGAUCACAUCUUUAUGAUGGAUUUUUGGUUAGCUGUUGCUUUUUAUUUAAUAAAUAAAUUUUCAGUAUCUUAUAAGUGGUGCUCUAGAUUUGAACUUUCAAGUACAGAAACAUACAGAAGGAGAGGUUAUAUUUGGCUGAGCCUUUUUUCCCUGAAAUAUAUUCGGUCAAAUAUGUUAUUUGUUAAUGUGAAAAUGAAGAGAUCUCACUCUAUUUAAACUAUUA